This is a messenger RNA of Rhopilema esculentum, 7188 nucleotides long. Its product is annotated as mitogen-activated protein kinase kinase kinase 1. Gene Ontology annotation, biological process: protein phosphorylation. The record is from RefSeq and is a predicted model, not a curated record. Lineage: Eukaryota; Metazoa; Cnidaria; Scyphozoa; Rhizostomeae; Rhizostomatidae. Gene Ontology annotation, molecular function: protein kinase activity; ATP binding; zinc ion binding.
UUUGUAUAGAAGCCGCAAAAUACACAUUCAAAUCAUGUUUAUUUUCAUCAACCAAUAAAUAAUUUGUAAGUGAUUUUUUAUUGUCUUUUAGUCCAAUCAAAGCUUGUUAUUUAUUUUAAAUCCAUUACGUCAUUCUUCGUUUACACGCGGUUAUUUCGAACAGUGUUGUGCAUAUGCUGAUGAGUCACUGGUAGACCUUCUACUACAACUUUGUUAUAAACAACAAAGAUGUCGCUGGAAUUCACGAAGGAUCAGCCUUUGCUUGCUUCUAAGAUCAAAUGGACAUCACAACCAUCGCUAGAACCAAACAAGCAGAUCAAAGCAACCAUGUCAAAUAGCAGCCAAAACCAAAGAUCACCAUCUCCACUGGUUGACAAGCCGGUUUUUAAUCACAGACGUCGUAGUCCAUCCCCAAAGUCAAUGGUUUCUGGACGAUCGAAUUCUGAGAACGUGCUGGACAAUGAUCUAUCUGCAAAAAUGAAGAAAAUCGUCCAGAAAGCAAUGAGAGCCAGGCUAUAUCUUCUACACCAAGGCGGUCCGCUGACAUUCCUUAUUGGUGGUGAUUCACCUGAGCACAAGUAUCGUGUUACGAUUGGGAAACAGUCCUGCAGCUGUGGUAAAGGCCCCCAUUGCAUUCACGUGUUAUUUGUCAUGCUUCGUGUGUUUCAACUGAAAGAAACCGAUCCUUUGCUGUGGGCAAAAGAGCUGAAAAAUUACGAGGUGGAAAGUCUCUUCCGAACGUACCACAAACGGCUUGCCAAUCUUGCAAAAGGAAAGAGGCAGCCUAUAACUGAUGGAAGCAAGAAGUCGUCACAACAAACCGAAGUGGCAUCGACAUCACAGAGCUCCACCAGUGGCUCGAAUUCGCUGCCAAAAGAAAAAGAUGAUGACGAAACGUGUCCGAUUUGUUUGCUCGAGAUGGUCGAAGGCGAAAGUAUGACUAUAUGUACAGAAGGCUGUUUAAACAAGCUGCACCAUCACUGCAUGUCUAUCUGGGCACAAGAAUGCAAGAGACGUCAUGAACCAAUGCUCUGCCCUCUCUGUCGAACAGAAUGGAAAUCAGCAAGGAAGCGAGCAGCAAUGCCUGUGAAAACGAGCUUGAAUUCUCCAAGGAUGGCAACAGUGCUGGGUGGAAGUCAACAACGAGAAUCAGUGUCACCAACUUUAAACAUUGUUCAAGAAGAUGUCGGCCUACCUAAGGGAGAAGUUAUUCCUGAUGAUUCGAGAGAGUUGACACAGUCAUGGGUGCAGAUAUUCGGGAAUGACAUGGUUGCCUGUUUGCUCUCGAGAGAUUGGAAAAACAGAGAGACAGGAUUAAAGUACAUGAGUCGCAAAGUGACAAAAGUUUUGAAUGAGAGACGAACGACGACAUCUUACCAAGAAACAAGAUGGAGUGUUCUAGAUGUUUGCUGCUCCGUUCUGAAGCACAUGUCAAGUGAUCCUGUGUACAAUGUUUAUGUUGGAGCUCUGCGUACCUUUCGAGCAAUGCUAAGCUGUGUCAACGUGCGCCGUCAUGACGACGUGGCGACGUUUUACGAGAUGGUUCAACCAGUCAUCGAGAAGAUUAUUUUGAAAUGCGCUGACAGUAAUAGGCGAGUGACGGUAGUAUCAUUGAAGAUUCUUCAAGAGUUUGUAAAAUGGGACAGUCAGCCAAGAGAUAACCAAGCAGCAUGCAAGGUGCAGUCCUCGGGUUUCGAUUUCAUAGUCGAGCUGCUAGAGAAAUACGAAAACCGUGGAGACUCUUCGUGGCAAUGGCGCCUCGGGUUUCUUGUGUUCUUGAAAAGAGUUUUUGAUGAAAAUCUAGAAUUUGUUAUAGGCAUUCCAGAAGAGGAUCUUGACGAACUAUCUAUUCAGCCAGUGUCAUUAGAUUCGGAUUUUGACAUGAGCAACUUUCUUGAAACCUUGGAGCAAAAUAUAGAUCAUGUUUCUGGAGAAAAGCUUUUUGAUGAGGAAUCUCUUUCGAAACUUAGAGCGAUUCUCCGAUUUUGCGCCACCUCUUCAAAUUGUAAACACAAAAAUGUUUGGAAGAUGGCGCUUAGUCUGCUUAUACGAACGACUCAAAUUGUUGCAAAGGAUAGAGAGACGUUUAAUAGCUUGAAAGUCUUGUUGAAGAGUUUAAAACCAAAUAUACAACAUAUUCUCCAAAGACAAUUAUCUAGCGAUAGAUUAAGAACUCCGACCAGCAUGAGCCCUCCUGCUGAAGAUUACGCACCAGAUGAUAUGAUCAUAAACGAGGCGAUUGAUCUCGGAGCAGCUGGAACAUCAACUCCUGUUCGAUCAGGAAGCCCAUUAAAAUGUGACAGGCGCUCUGGCACAGGAUUUUUAACACCACCACCAACCCCUCCAAAGUCUGAAAGUGCCACUGCUUCGCCUCUUGAUAAUACAGAUUCACCAAGGUCUAGACUGAGUCAGUUACGAGAAAUGUAUGUUCCAAAGUGCGAGGAGCUAGUGGCACAAGAAGAAGCUGAAGCACUUGCUAUGGCUAUUAACAUGUCACUUACCAAAAUGCAGUCGGUCGUUCCUGAUCAACUGUCCCAAGGGAAGGAUGAUGACAUCAUAAUAAGGGUGCAACCGGAAAGUGAAAAAGACGAGCAUGAUGGCAAGCAUGUCUACCUUGAGAAUAGUCAAUGGAGGAAAGGGGGUCUUCUUGGAACUGGCGCAUACUCUUCCUGUUUUGAGGUCUCUGAUAUCAAAACUGGAAGGCUAAUGGCUGUAAAACAGGUAUCAUUCUAUAGAAACAGUUUGACAGAGCAAGAAAAGGUGAAAAAGGCUGUUCUUGAUGAGAUCAAUCUAAUGUAUCGUUUACAUCAUCCACAUAUUGUAAAUUGUUUGGGUGCAACUCAACAUUUGGGUCAUUUCAAUAUUUUCAUGGAAAUAAUGCCAGGUGGAUCGUUAUCAAGGCUGUUAUCCCGUUUUGGCGCUUUCCAGAAUACUGUUAUCUUAAAAUAUACUAGGCAAAUAUUAAUGGCAUUGGCUUAUCUUCAUGACUACGGAUGUCUUCAUAGAGAUAUUAAAGGCGCAAAUAUUUUAGCAGAUAGCACUGGUCAAGUUGUCAAACUUAGCGAUUUUGGAACGUCUUCUAAGCUACUUGCACAAGGAACAGGCUCACAUGAGUUUUGUGGCCAGCUUUUAGGGACAAUAGCAUUCAUGGCUCCAGAGGUUAUAAGAGGGGAGUCAUAUGGUCGAAAAUGUGAUAUAUGGAGUCUUGGUUGUGUUAUUAUCGAGAUGGCCACGUGUCACCCACCUUGGAAUGCAGAAGCUGUGUCAAACCAUUUAGCUUUAAUGUACAAGAUUGCUAGUGCAACAAACCCACCACCGAUACCAGAUCAAUUAGAGCCAGGUAUGCGGGAUGUAGCAUUGCGUUGCCUUGAGCCAAAAGAAGCUGAUAGACCAGCCGCUCUCGAUCUUUUGAAGCAUGCCGUUUUCAGAGUUUAAAAACGGAAGAACCGUGAACUUGCUCUGAAAGUUGAAGAACACAAGGACACGGGGAAUAAAAAGCAUCAGGUCUCUGAAGAGCCUGCUAAAUUGAAGAUGGGUUUUGUGGCUGCUACGUCCAAAAGAUGUGCCUGAGAGAAAGAGGUUUCUGGUUUAAUUUCACCAACACUUAUUAUUCUUAUUAUUUUUAUUAUUGCUUAAUGAAACUUUUUAUCUUUUUUUGUAAAUAAGAGUUUUGAAUGUCUCAAUGUUAUCAUAAUUGAUAAAGGAAGAAUCAUAUGAAAAUAUAAAUUGUGAAAAUGCUUUCAAUGAAAUUUUUGUUUUGGCUACAUCAAGUGCUUUUUGGCAAAGUUUGAAACAAAGUCUUUGCACUUAGAAUCAAAUAAAGUUAAUAUGAAUAGGAUAUUUUAUAGCUUUAUGCUAAAUAACAAAUGUCAACUUUUUUAAUUGAGCUAGUAAAUAUAGCUCAAGGACUGAAAUUAGGAUUCACCACUGCCAAUAAGGAAGUGGAAAUUUGAUCUCACAAAGUUUAACAGGUAAUUAUUGUAUAGAUAGAAAAUACCCUGUUUUGAUAAGUAAAAAGGACAGAAAUAGAAAUGUAUGCACAAAAUAAGCAUGAUAUUUUGCACAAUGCUGCUGCCAGGUAGAUUGUGGGGUAGUUUCCAAAAGAAUUUGACAGCAAGUUCCAUAAUUUAGGACUGAGUUUGUAGAAACCACAUGUAGAAAGCUUUCAACUUCUUGAGAACAAGUUGAAAACAUAUUAUGCUCUGUUCACGGUUUGAUGGUACAAAUAGGAAGAGGCACAUGUCAUAGAACAAGAGCACUUUUUGAAGAGGUUAUCCUUAGUUAAAGAGAUGUGUGACCCUGGUGCACCCCUGGUUCCAAUGCCCCAAUCAAUAUACUUUUUAAGAAUACCUGUUUUCAGUCAUAAUGACACCUUUGGCGAUAGCAAUCACAGCUUUUGUGUUCAGCAUAUUUGAGUCUUUUUCUGCUAUUGCUUGCAAGUAUUUGAUGAUUGUCUCUUUUAUUUGUGGAUCAUCUCUGUCUGGACGAGCCCUUUUCUUUCGUUUCUUUCUUGGUAAGUUGUUUAUCUCAUUAGCUAUACUUGUUAUUGGGAUUAUCUUAUCUGUCAAUGUUUCAGAAUCCUCAUUAAACUUGACUGUUGUUACUAAAUUUAAUUUAUCCAUGUAGCUUCUAUUCACUUCUGAGAUUUUAUCUAAACCUCCAUUAUCCUGAAGCUCGCCAGCUGUGCGCUUUUCUAAUUCUUCCUUGAACAUGUUUUUGAAGCCCCUAACCGUUGACUCAGAAAGACCUGGGUAAUCUUCCUUUAAGACUUUCAAUGCAUUCAUAUUCCCAUUUUCAAACGCGAAUUUCCCGAUAGUUGCUCGUUCCUGUGCAGUAUAUGUCCGGUACUUUCCUCUUUGUUUUCUCUCGCGUUUUUCUACAGUCUUUUUAUUUUUGGCCAUCUCUUUUAAAUAGAAAGUCUUGAAACUCCUGACAGUCGAUUCUGCCAGCUUCAGCCCUGGGUUUUGUGUUUGUAAUUGCCGCAUUGCCCUGGUGCUUCCAACAGCUACAGCUAGCUGGCCUAUGUUGCUUUUUUCUUGCGGUGUAAACUUGUGGUAGUUUCCUCGUCGCCUUUGCCUGCUGUUAUGCCCAUUAUUCCCUGCAAGAUCUCUAGUCAUUUUUUGACAACCAUUUUCAUCUCCAUUUGAUUGCUGUUCGGUUACAUACUUGCUAGUAUCCUUUUGUUUCGCUCCAUGGGUGCAGCUUUCCUGCUCCUCAUUCUCUUGGCCAGUUUUAGCUUUAAGUCUCACAUCCACUUCCUCAACUUUGACGACCUCCAUAGAUUCUUCGCGCUAUUCCGCUCCUCCUCCAUCCGCCAUUAAAAUUUGCGUCGUUUCGCGAUAUUAUUGCGCAUUGUUUUUACGCCUCCACCGCCUCCGCAGUCCAUAUUUCUUGGAAAUGCUGUUCUCGUGGGCACGAAAAACGCUAGACUUUUCAUAUGGGUAAGCAAAAGCUGGACGCUGGACUGAAAAACAUAAUUUUGAAAAGUAAUACCUGUCCGUGGAUAAGAUUCUGAAAAAAUGAGACCUGUCCUUGAAUAAGAUCCAGGAAAAAAAUGGUUUCACUGAUUUGUGUGUUUGUUGUUGUUUAUUAUCGUCGCGUUGCGGUGUUCCUUAUACACUACUAUUUUAUCGUUUUUCGCCGCAAGAUUUCCUCCGGAGUCCGUCGAGCAGCCUGCUAUCGUGGCCUCUCCUAUUUUCGCACACUAACAAAUGGUUUGCCUAAAAAUAAUUUCAGUGAUAAUACCUUUUGUGUAUUUGAAGGAAAGUUAAUUUCUUUUAUUCCCUGACAAAUCUGACAUGACCUGAAAAAAGCAUCUUCAAUAUGCGUGCAGUUCCUGUGCUGGAAAAGAGAGACAAAAAGUAUAACCAUUUCCCAGGUUUUUCAGACAUAUUCCAGCAGUCAUUGUAUUGAGAACCCCCUGCCCCCCUUAGUCAGAGACAUAUCACUGCAUACAUGGGGCAUUGUUACACCAUACAUGGGGUUUGGGGUCCUAAACUGAGGUGUCAAGAGGCAGUGUUGGAUAACACCCAAUUCAAGCAAAUCUGGCACCGCACAGCCAUUAGUCUAGCAGGGGCUAUAGCCCCCCUUUUGGCUAUAAUAGGCUAGAAAACUUGUAAAGGUUUACAUUAAUGCAACUUUGAAAGGAUCCUACGUAGUAGCAAUUCAUCUUGACUGGGAACCCUUUUUUGCUCAUUUUCAUCUUGAUUGGUGUCUUAUCUUGUUAAAUCGAUUUUUAUAGCUAUUGACAUCCUCUCUGAAUCAGACUGCUUUUAAAAGGUAAGUGGAAAGAAAUAGAAAAGUUUUCUAAAAGGGACCUUUUCCACCAUUCUUAAGGGUGUGGCCUCAAAAAAUUUCAGGCCAUGUCCUCUUAAUCCCACCCACUUUUAGAAAGGUGCAUGAUGCAAAUGCUUACAAAUCUACAGUUUUGUCCAACACAAUUUCCCCCUUAUAAUAAGGACAAAUUUCGAAAAUUUGUGCUAUUGUACUUCUAUUUCAAACCCAUUAUCUUCAUGCAAAUUCCUUUUUGUCUACAGGUUCAUGAAUUUUUUAAACAAUAAGUCAGUCUAGGCUGGAUUAUGUUGAAGAUACAGUCAACUCAGCUUACAAUCACUUGCAGUCAAUUUAACAAAAUACAAAAAGAUGGACCCAGUUGUACAAAAAACUGUAAAAUUUAGCUCUGCUUACAGUCACACACUGCUUACAGUCACAAGUUUUCAAGCAACAUUUGUUGUACUAUCAAUAAAUUCAAGUGUACCUUUACAGUAUCAAGGGAAAUACCUUCUCAAGUUUUCAACAACAAAGAUACUCCUUAGCCACGAUUAGUUACUCAUCUGAAUUGAUAUAGGAGCAGUAAAGUUUACAGCUAAUAUUUUCCAGUGUUAAGUUUGAGCAAAAGUCUAGGCUCAUGCUGUUCUAAGCUUAACACUGUACGGUGACUGAGCAUAUUUAUUAGACAGCUAUAGUCAAAUAAAAAUGACUGAAAUUUAAGUGCUUUAAGAGCCUUUUGGGGUUCAACCUGCCAGGACAGCACUGAUGCAACCAAACAUAUUGGAGAGAAGCAAACAAAUUAAAGACAAAUCUGUGUAAUUCCUCAGAUCUUAUUCAGAUUGGGCUUUUAUUUUACAGAAUUUAUGUAGAUUUUUGAGUGGCUGCCUGUCCUUUCCUCUUCUGAGACUUGGCUUCUGU